Arachis stenosperma is the source of this 1788-nucleotide messenger RNA. RefSeq names its product sodium/calcium exchanger NCL-like. Gene Ontology annotation, cellular component: membrane. The record is from RefSeq and is a predicted model, not a curated record. Gene Ontology annotation, biological process: intracellular calcium ion homeostasis; calcium ion transmembrane transport. Bases 12 to 1733 code for a protein of 573 amino acids. The transcript has 7 exons. NCBI's taxonomy places the organism in Eukaryota, Viridiplantae, Streptophyta, Magnoliopsida, Fabales, Fabaceae. Gene Ontology annotation, molecular function: calcium:proton antiporter activity; calcium ion binding.
UUCUAAAGACCAUGAGACACAAGUUUUCAUUCAUUUACCUUGUCAUAUUCUUGCUCAUAUUACCACAUUCUAAUUAUGGUAGACCUAUCACAAAAGAGGCACCUCUAUUGAUGGUUUCUGAUGGAAUCCAUGAUCAUAGUAGUGAGCCUUCUCUUAUUUAUGUGAACAAGCUUGGUUCUUCAGUUACAUGCACAGAAGCUUAUGGAUUUUUGCCAUGUACAAAUACUGCUCUAGGGAAUGUGUUCCUCAUGUUGGUGUAUGGCUACUUUAUGUUCUUGGCAGCGAAGUCAUUAUCAGCAGGCAGUGAGAUUUUGCUUCAAAUUCUUGGACCUGGCAUCAUUGGUGGACUAUUCCUCCCUCUCUUGAGUUCUCUUCCUGAUGCAACCAUCAUUCUUGCAUCUACAUUAUCUGGGAGCAAAGAAACAGCUCAAAGUCAGGUCUCUGUGGGAAUGGGACUACUUGCUGGAUCAACUGUAAUGCUUCUAACUAUUCUAUGGGGUUCCUGUCUUAUAGUUGGAAGGUGUGACCUUGAAAAUUCAGUAGCAAUUGAUCAAAAGGAUACAAAAGGCUUUGACUUAGCUGGAUCUGGUGUAAGCACUGAUAUUUGGACAAGCUAUGCUGCAAUGUUGAUGAUAAUAUCUUGCAUUCCACUUGUUAUUGUGCAAUUACCCCAAAUUUUUCAUGGAGCUACUCCAAGUCGCGCAGCCAUUCUAUUUUCGCUCAUUGUCUCCAUUUGUUUAUUGGUUGUUUAUACCAUUUAUCAGGUUUGUCAGCCAAGGAUUCAGAGGAGAAGACUUGCAUAUGCCAAGUACAAGAACAUAAUGUCAGGAUUUCUAGAACAAUUGAAAACACAAGCAAGAGGCCGUUUCCUCAAAGACAAUGGUGAACCUCACAUUGAGGUUAUACAAAAGUUGUUUGACUCACUCAAGAAUUCUGAAGGGUACAUAACAGCCAAAGAUUUAAGAGCUUCAAUCAUAGGAAUGCACUUUGAGGAGGAAGAUAUGGACAUUGAUGAAGCUGUUGCAAGCAUCAUGUUGGAUUUUGACAAGUCACAUGACUCUAGAAUUGACAUGGAAGAGUUUGUGAGAGGAAUAACAAGAUGGCUUCGCAAAGCUACGCGAUCCGCCACACACGACAAUGAUCACAGUCCCACAACACCUAAGAUUCUAAAUGAUUUCCAUCAGAGGAUGAAAGCAGAACAAGAUUUAUGGAGUGAUCACAGUGAUGAGGCUGUGGAGAGUGUAAAGAAUCCAAGAUGGAAUGCUUUCAAAGCAGUGUUGAUGUUGCUUCUAGGAACUGUUGUGGCUGGUGUAUUUGCUGAUCCUCUUGUUGAUUCAGUGGACAACUUCUCAGCAGCCACUAGUAUCCCUUCUUUCUUUGUUUCCUUCAUCAUCCUUCCUUUCGCCAGCUCCAGCGAAAUUGUGUCGGCUCUUAUUUUCGCCAGCCGGAAGAAGAUCAGAACCGCCUCACUCACAUAUUCUGAGAUAUAUGGAUCAGUGACAAUGAGCAAUCUCCUUUCAUUAUCAGUUUUCUUGUGUUUGGUUUACAUUCAAAACCUGACAUGGAGUUUCUCAGCUGAGGUUUUGAUCAUUCUCAUUGUGUGCAUAACAAUGGGACUUGUUGCAAGCUUCCACACUACCUUGCCUCUAUGGCUAUGCUUCCCUGCCUUUGCACUUUAUCCAUUCUCUCUGCUUUUCGUCUAUAUUCUUAAUUAUGUUGUUGGAAUACCUUAAAAUCAAUCCUUAUUUUCAUUAAAUUUAGUUUUAAACCAUUGUUGAAUAUUAAUAU